Molecule: messenger RNA, 2133 nt
Organism: Phytophthora nicotianae INRA-310
Lineage: Eukaryota; Oomycota; Peronosporomycetes; Peronosporales; Peronosporaceae
Exons: 4
Coding region: 1-2133 (710 amino acids)
Biological process (GO): DNA integration
Molecular function (GO): nucleic acid binding
Source: RefSeq, a predicted model, not a curated record
AUGUCCACGUUGAUGGCGCGAAGCGACCGCUUCGCGAGGGUCGGUCUUGAGCAGGUGACUCAAGACGCGUCUGACGUGGUCGAGUAUGGGUUCCCACGUCCCGAUGAGCAGCGGCUCUCGGCAGCAGACACCACCGUGGUUGAGCGGAGGUUCCCACGCACGGACGAGCAGCGGCUCUCCGUCGAAGACGAACAAGAAGACGUGGCUGAGUGUGGUCUCCCACGUGCGGUCGAGCAGGGGCUCCCGCAUGUGGUCGAGCAGGGGCUCCCUGAUGAAGUUGACGCCAAUGUCGUGUCCCGGCGUCUGAGAACUGCAGACUUGGUCGAGCGUGGUCUCCCACUGCCUGCUACGGAGGAGUUUGUCCGACCUGUCCGUCGCCGUGGUCGCCGCCCGCCUCGGCGACCCCACGCUCCACCGUACGAGUCAGACGUGUCUGACUCCGAGGUCAUCGCCGUUCUGAUGGGGGAUGACGCGGCGACGAACCCGCGUACGUGCGACGUCGUGGUCGCACGCCCCCCGUGUAACGCAUCCGAGAUCACCACGUUGCCUGGCUUGUCGUGGAAACACUUCCUCCACAACUUGAAGCAUGGUGAGAUCGAGCAGGUUUGCAUGAUCGUCGCGGACAACACCGCGACUAUUGCGGCUGUCGGCGCUGAUGUUGAUGUCGGUGACCCCGCGUCCGACGCCCGGGAACGCCCGAAAGGCACUGAGCCUAAGUCCGCCCAUGAAGCCCGCUAUUUGGCCAAGUCGUUACCGGCACUCGAAGCCGCCGGCAACCCGGUUGCUCCGCUGGUCCGCGAGUUCAUCGACAUCUUCCCCGACAAGGUCCCGGCUGAACUUCCCCCCGAUUGUGGCGUUCGGCACGAGAUCGAUCUCGUGCCCGGCUCAAAGUACUGUACCAAUAUCCUUGCCGACGCACUCUCGCGUCGACCGGAUUACGUGCAAUCCGGCUGCCAUGCAGUUGGCGACGAGGAUGACGACGAUUGCGCUGUGUGCACCACUGAUGAAGUUGCUGCUGUUGAAGUCGCAGCGACCACUCCGCUUCGAGACCUGAUUACAGCUGCGUACGAGUCGGAUGCGUCGUGCUCCGAGUUGGUCAAGUAUCUGAGAGAACCAUCGGAAGCGGCGCGGCGCCUCACCCCCCCACGUAUCGUCGUCCCGCUUGACGAUGAUCUCAGAGCCCGACUGAUCCAUGAGUUCCACGAUACACCCAGCAGUGGCCACCUCGGGCGCGAAAAGACCUUCGCGUCGCUCUCGCGCGACUUCUACUGGCCGCACAUGUAUAAGUGGGUGCGGAAGUGGGUACGCUCGUGCGAAGCGUGCCAACGCGUGAAGCCAACUCCGUCAAAUCUUCCGCGAGAUGCCCAUGGCCGCACAAGCAUACUUGUUUUCGUCGACCGAUUCAGCAAGAUGGUCCAUCUUGCCCCUGUCGCUUCCUCGAUCACCGCAUCUCAGUCGGCAGCGUUGUUUCUCGACACGGUCUACCGCCAUCAUGAACUGCCGUGUUCGAUCGUCUCCGACCGUGAUCCGCGUUUUACAGCGGCCUUCUGGACGGAACUCUUCAAGCGUUGGGACGCGGUUGGCUACGUCCACCGCGUCGCACCCGAAACGGACGGUCAGACUGAACGCGCUAAUCGGGUUGUCGAAGACGUCUUGCGGAGCUAUGCCACGUCGUUCACGUCGUGGAGCUCAUUCCUGCCCAUGGUGGAGUUCGCCAUCAACAAUGCCACUCAUGCGUCAACGGGACUGACACCAUUUUUCGUGAACUUCGGCCGCCACCCCCGAGUUCCGGCGCUCCUCGGACUGGAGCGCCCUCCACCGUCUCAACUGCCAGGGUCCCACGACGAUGCGACUCCUACUUCCACUGGUGGCGCCCCCACCGAGGCGUCCGAGAUGACAGCUGACUCACAUGUGAACGCGGUGAGCACGCGAUCUUCCUCGCGGAUCUCCAGCCAGGGCCCUCUUACACGAGCCGCCGCACGAGCGGCGACUGCUUCUGCUUACUUGGUACGGUGGACCGGUCCGCUGGACGACAGCUGGGAGCCUCGGGAGGUGCUGCUGGCGGACGUUCCGGAUUGCGUGGAGGCGUACGAGGCCGGCCUUCUACGGGGCGCGACUCCUCGUCGCGCCUAG